This is a messenger RNA of Aspergillus alliaceus, 2242 nucleotides long. RefSeq lists its product as uncharacterized. NCBI's taxonomy places the organism in Eukaryota, Fungi, Ascomycota, Eurotiomycetes, Eurotiales, Aspergillaceae. Bases 1 to 1575 code for a protein of 524 amino acids. The transcript has a single exon. The record is from RefSeq and is a predicted model, not a curated record.
AUGACAGGGACUAACAACCCUACGGUCCUUCUACGAGCCCUUCUACUGCUUUUCUCACUUCAGCUCCCUAUCUUCGCAGCCUCGGAGCUCACCUUUCCACCAAAUGCCAACCACAUCUUCAAUGCAAUUCACUCCUCGAUGCGCCAAUGGGGAUCGUCGUUGCAUCACAACGGCAUGUCCUUCUUUCUAGCUACCGUACCAGAAGGAACGCAACUCUACCACGGAAAUUCCUCGCCCGACCCGGUGAACGGAACGGAAUGGUUGGCCUUCGAGCCUGAACAUGCCAUGGUCUUCGCAGGUCCUCAUGGCCCUCCUCCGGACAAAGGUACGCGUCCGUAUAAGCGGAUCCAGAUCCCGCUACAGUCGGAACAGAAAGAUUCAGGGAACAAGCAAGAGAAGGCAGGGUGGUUGCAUACAUACACGGCCGCGAAGGACUUGCGACUACUGUAUAUCGACGGAAUGUCCGCCGCGAAAACGGAAAACGGAACGCUCGAUUCUCAGGAUCGGAUUCUACUUCGUGAUGCACUUGAGGGUAGGCCCGGGAUGCUGGAACGAGAACGGGCGGAUCUGAUGUGUGCCAUGGCUCGGGUAAACUACCAAGGUCGACUGGACGGCAUCCUCCGUAUGGAGGCAGGGUUCGAGAUCAUUCUUUGCGACUUCGCCAGAAACCUCCAGGAGGUCCGGGUUACUCGGGUGAAGCCUGAGGGUAAGAGUAGCCACCCAGGGCCAGGGCCACGUCCGGGCAGGGGCAAGAAGGGUGAUCUGGACGGAGCAAAGCUCUGGUAUAAGGCCAUUACAGCGCGGUACAACGGAAUAGGGGGUAACAGGGUUAUACUCAACUAUGACAAAUUUGUGACUGCGUACGUCUAUGGGCUGGAUUUGUUUCGGUCCUCGAGUAGUAAUAGCAACUCAUUACCGCGACUGAGUCAUCUGUUUGCCGAUGAGCUGGGUCCAAUUCGAAAUGAUCUAGACCAUCUUAUUAUGAAUCAUGAUCGCAGUGAGGCAUCGUUUAAUUGGCAGGGCGUUGCAGACAUGGUGGUGCAACGAUACGCGCAUGAGCUGCGGUACCUGGCGUCGGGCCAGCUUUCCACGCUGCAGGAGCUUCAUGAGGAAAUCGAGAAUAGCCUCGGUCCAUUUAUUGAUUACGGUGAUCGCAAUGCAGACGUAGAGGCCGACCGAUGCAGUGCGCAAUUUGUCCCUGCAGGGGCUCCGACCGAGGGCUUAGCCAGCGAUGCCGUUCGAUCCGUAGCCCGGAGUAUUUGCUCGACGAUGAUCGAGGCCUGGAAGCAAACCGACUACGACGUAGCGGUCACUCAGCUUCGGAGUCUAGUCGACUACUUGUCCUGGACCACCUGGAAGGAGUGCAACGGAUGUGCGGACAAUGAAAUCUGCGUGAUUCCGAUCUGGCCGAUGGGCACGGUGGAGGACUAUGAACACCCCCAGUGUCGAGAGGCAUCAAGGCCGAAUGGUCAAGGGCGACGAUACUGGGGCGAACAUGGACCGGGAGGUCCAGGAAAACCCAGACAGUCCAGCUGGCAUCAGAAAUUGCUACACUACCUGUGGGGCAUGAUUUGAUAGCAGUAUUCCCCCAAUAAGAGCGAACGGAGGUAAAAUUUCUGGUCGGAACCGGAUGCACUGUUACCUUAGAGAUUUUCUUUUUCUGCCUCUCCCUAUCUCCUUCAUCCUUGAUCAUUACUCGUUUUACUUUUAAUUUUUGGAAUAAACUCCCGUCAGGCUAUGAUUUCUCAGCCAAUUGGCAGCAAUUUGCGAUCCAUCACAUUCGGUCCGGGCGAUCAACUGCGCCAAGUUCAAUAGUUCACGCAGGCCAGUCCCCGAAACACACCAGACCCCGACGAUCAUAACGAUUCGGACAAAAGGGUGUCAGCACGACUUUAAGCUUAUUAUGGGGCACUCUCUUGACAGGAACAUGGACCUUUUUUUAGGACUUACGCUUUUCGCCACUGAGGUGGAUAUAGUACAACGAGGAUCUCGAGCCUCAAACAGGAACUAAUCCUGGGCCAUCGCCAGCCACAUUGAAGCUACGAAUGCAUGUCUGAGACAAUGAGGCCAUGUAACCCCUGAAGAUGGAGUCGGAAUCAGGGACUUGGGAGAGUCAAAUGUUGGGCAGAGAUUUCCAUGAGAUGCGUCAACAGAAGUACCAACCAGUCAUUACCAUAGGGUUGACAUGUCAAUAUUCGAAGUGAUGUAUGGGAAAGCCGAGCGACAUAGAACUAGAGACAGG